UGUUGGUAUCGCGGAUUCUCGGGGUUAUGUUUUGGUCGCUACUUUUUUGUCGCUUGUAAACGAAAAUAUACAAACUGAAAAAAAUGGAGCCGAAGAAAAUAUCAUUCGGUUUCAGCAAAAUUCAGAAAAAACCCAACGUCCUUUCGGCAACAUCAGUGAAAGAGGAUAAUAAAGUGGAACUGAUCAAGUGCUUGGAAGGGCAGACGAUCAAGCUUGUCGAGGAGAAACCUAAGGAAGAAGCGAAACCUCUCGUCAUUCCAAUGAAAGAAUCAACCAGGACCGCUGCCGCGCUCGCAAGCCUAAAAGCCCGCCAUGAUAUAUUGAACGGCAUCAUUGCACCCCAAUCAGACGAAAACAACUCUGAUUCGAAGCCGAAAGAAGUCUCACUUGAAAACGAAACUAUCGAACAAAGAGCCGCACGAGAGCUAUUACAAUCUGUUACGAAAACCGAAGAAAAUGGGACUGAUGACGGCAAGUCUGCCAUUGCAAUUCCUAAGCCAGACGAACUUCCACUGGAUGGUGCGAAGGAGUCUACCUUUGAUGACUAUGAGAGCACUCCAAUAACGCAAUUUGGAUAUGCGAUGUUGAGGGGUAUGGGAUGGAAAGACGAACCGAAAAGUAAAGACGAUAAGAAGGAUUUGAUGGAACCGUUCGUUCGACCGAAAGGAAUGGGAUUGGGUGCAGAUAAAAUCGCGAAGCCGAAACCGCUAUUGAUACCGCCGGAUGCAAACGAAACGCUGGAAAUCAAAAAGAAUGCAUGUGUUAAAAUUUUGGCAGGAAAACACAAGGAUUUAUAUGGGCAGGUUGAAGGAUUUGAUGACCAUGCGGGCAGAGUAAUUGUUAAACUGGCACUUGGGGGACAUUUCGAAUCCUUGAAUGAGUUUUUGGUGCAACCCGUAUCAAAGAAAGAGUACGCCGAAUACGGCAAAGUGAUAAAUUCUGCUAAAUAUGAAGAGUACAAGAAGCUAGAAAACGCACAAGGACAAAUCGUGCUUAAAACUCCAAAAAUUGAAAAGACUGCCGAUAGUGAAAUAGAAGACCGAAAAGUAGUCAUAAAGCAAGAGAAAAAUAUUCCACAACCUACAAGCUCCAGAAGGUACUCAACCGAUUCCGAGGAAGACGUGAGGCAACGUUACAGGUCAGAUGGACACAGGCAUGAGACGCAUACAAAACGGAGUGAACAACGGGAACGGAGAAGAUCACGAAGCUACAGUUCGUCAGGUCAAUCCAGUGAUGACUAUCGACGAACAGAAAAGAAGAAAUCCUCGAAAUCUAAAAAACAUAAAAAUCGCAAUCGUGAACGUAGUCGAGAUCGCAGUCAUCACAGAUGCACUUCAUCGGAAGAUGAGAAACGACACAAAAAGAAAACCAAGAAAAGUAAACGUCCCAGAUCACGAUCAAGGGGCCGACGAAGGUAGAGAUUUUAUACGGAUUCCUUAAGCUGUCCUGG
Molecule: messenger RNA, 1450 nt
Organism: Hermetia illucens (black soldier fly)
Lineage: Eukaryota; Metazoa; Arthropoda; Insecta; Diptera; Stratiomyidae
Product: G-patch domain and KOW motifs-containing protein
Exons: 4
Coding region: 84-1418 (444 amino acids)
Biological process (GO): mRNA splicing, via spliceosome
Cellular component (GO): spliceosomal complex
Source: RefSeq, a predicted model, not a curated record